This is a messenger RNA of Caenorhabditis sp. 36 PRJEB53466, 1680 nucleotides long. NCBI's taxonomy places the organism in Eukaryota, Metazoa, Nematoda, Chromadorea, Rhabditida, Rhabditidae. The record is from the annotation of a GenBank genome assembly.
AUGAGUGAGGUGAAGAAGAUUGUACAGGCGACUCUUUCAAGUAAACCGGAAGAUGAACCGCAGGUUAGAAUUAUUCAAAAUCUAGAAUAUUCUACGAUUCUUUUGCAGGUUAUCGAGAAAUGUCUAAACCUCGUUGGAUCGAAUCGUGCUGCCCGUGACCGAGAUCUUGGUUUUCUUCUGCUCUCCCGAAUGAUCAUCAAAUGCUCGCCGGGCACUCUUCGCGCAGUCCAGUCCCGUCUCGCCAACCGAUUCGCUCAGAUUUCCGAUCAUUUCCAACUGUCCGGCUCUCUUUUCGUCCGCGAAGUUCUCAUUCGCAACCCGCAAGCCGGAGAGCUACAUUCUCCGAUUGUGUUCAAAAUUAUCCUCAAUUGUUUGGAUGCGGCGGUUGAGUCCGGUGACCAAACGAUUAGAGGGCUUUCCGCCGAACUGUUCGCUCUAAGAAUCAGCACUCAGAACUUUACCCUCCUGCUGAACACGCUGAAUAUUCUGUUGAACACCGACAAAAAGAACGUCUCCAGCGGUGAGACUCCCGAUUUACUUCUCUUCUCAUCUAAUUCUUUCAGAGAUCCUUCAACUCAGAACUCUCGGUGUCACUGCUCAUCGGGUUUCGCUUACUUCUCUCCUCUUCGAAGUGCUGGCUCUUUCGCUCGGUUACGCUACCAAGCCAGGCCUUUUCAUCGACCGAAAGGAUGCCAUUCGUGUCAUCGAACUGGGCGUUCAUAGCCCUCCGAUCCGUUCGGUCGCAUUUGCCUGUCUCCGAUCUCUGUGCGUCAACUCGAAAUACUCUCUGAUUCCAAUGGUAUGUAGACUUUAUUCGAAUUCUUCGAACUAUCGGUCAUCGUUUAGAUUGGCAGAAUUGUAUCGACUCUCGUUGCCGAACUGGAAACUCCGGACGUCGAUCUCAUCAAGACUCUCGCCUUUAUUUCCAACGCUUUCGGGCCUGUCACUUCAACCCUCCACAAACAUUUCUACGUCAUUUUCACGGCUCUGAAGCAUCCGCUGCACGAGCAAGACUACGGAGAGCACGUCGGCUCCCUUCUCUCGACCAUCAUCGAAUCGUCGGCCGCACUCAUCAAGCCAGAAGUGUUCGUUACUGUCCAGAAGGCUGUGUGCGAGGUUAUCAUUAUCUUUUCGAUGUUUCUCUUCAAAUUCGUUCUUUUCCAGUCGGCCGUCAUGCACGUGAACUGCCCCAUCUACCACCAACUGCUCGCCGCCUUCCUUGCCCUCAACAAUGAAUUCGUCCCUUCUCCUCUCCAGAUCGCUCGUUCGAUUUGCUCUCGGAGCUCUUCCCGUUCCGAACAUUCCCAUCGUCUUCGUGUUCUUUGUGACGUGGCGUCUCGUCCGAGAACUACAGAUCUUGCCAAUGUGAAAGCGAAGAAGACGUUGAUUAUUACGGAAGAAAAAACUAUUAGAAGUGACGUGGCAGUUUCCGACAAAAACACCGAUUUGAAUGAGGAAAAAGAAGAGGAGAAGGAAGAGAUGGAAGUGGAGGAAAUUCCCAAAGAAGAGAGCCCGACGAGGGAACCAAAAGAUGAGAGCGUAUCGAGGAAAAAGAAGAACAGCGAGAGUUCCACUCCGGUCGUCCCGAAAAAGAAGAGAAUCGUUCGUGAAGUGAAGACCGAUCUUCUGGAGGGAGAAGCUUCCGUCGAUGACAUUCUCAAUCUGUUCGAUCCCUCCUAA